GUCAGUCACCUGGUGGUGAAGGCCAGUAAAACAGCAAAGCCUGAGGAAAAUUUUUCUCUCUCUCACUGGUGCUCUCUCUCUCUUUUUUCUCUCCUCUGUAGGAUCCACCUCCUAUUCUCUCAACUCUUUUUAGCAUAACCUUCAAAGGAGAACGUUCCCUUCAGACUUUAUUAUCUUCUUUUCCCCACUGAGAGAAUACCUCUUAGCUGCAAGACAUUUUUUAAGUCUAUGCAGGACUUUGGGGAUUUGGUUAUCUUGCCAGGGAAAUUGAUCAUUGCUAAUGCUGGGGACUCACAGUGUGCUAAAUUAGCUAGCAGAGUAAGCCUGGCGGAGGAAGGCUUUUAUCAUAUACUCUUCUCUUCAGUUUGAACACAUUUGCUUGAAAUUUGCCGCAUGAUGCUGUCCAGGGAAGCAGCUUUUUUCCUUGGGAUGCAGCAAUUCGCUGGUUUCUAAGCUUAUUGCAGAAGAAAAAAAUAAUCUUAAAUAGAGUGGAUUUCCCCCUCUGCUUCAUUCGACCGAGCUGUGUUGCACCGCGGUAAAGAUCACCUGUCAAAAAUCUUUGAAGAAGUAAAACAAAGUGAAUUAUAAUUAUUAUUUAUUUAUUUUUAUUAUUUUUAACCGGUGGAGGCGGCGUGAUCACGAAGAAUGAGACUGAGAGAGGCUGCCAGGGCUUGGAGGAGGAUAAAGCUGAGUUUAGGUUGGAAACUAAAAGACUAGAUUGUUUUUUGGUACAACUUGCCCGGUUCCUCUCCACUUCCUUCAGUUUCGCUCCAUGGACAGAUCAACAAACCUGGACGUUGAGGAGCUCAAGAUGACACGAGAACAAUAUAUACUGGCAACACAACAGAAUAACCUGCCAAGGGCUGAGAAUGCACAACUUUACCCAGUGGGAAUUUAUGGAUGGCGAAAGAGGUGCUUAUACUUCUUUGUCCUUCUGCUGUUGGUUACCAUGAUUGUUAACUUAGCCAUGACAAUAUGGAUAUUGAAAGUUAUGAAUUUCACUGUGGAUGGUAUGGGAAAUCUGAGAGUCACCAAGAAGGGAAUCCGACUUGAAGGUAUAUCUGAGUUUCUACUUCCAUUGUAUGUGAAAGAAAUUCAUUCUCGAAAGGAUAGUCCACUGGUCUUACAGUCUGACAGAAAUGUAACAGUGAAUGCAAGAAAUCACAUGGGGCAGUUAACUGGACAGCUGACAGUAGGAGCUGAUGCUGUGGAAGCUCAGUGUAAAAGAUUUGAAGUGAGAGCGAGUGAAGAUGGCAGGGUGCUGUUUUCUGCAGAUGAAGAUGAGAUAACCAUUGGGGCCGAAAAGCUGAAAGUUACAGGCACUGAAGGAGCAGUAUUUGGGCACUCUGUCGAGACACCACACAUCAGAGCAGAACCUUCUCAAGACCUUAGACUUGAAUCACCAACCAGGUCCUUGAUAAUGGAAGCUCCUCGAGGGGUUCAGGUGAGUGCUGCUGCAGGAGACUUCAAGGCCACCUGUAGGAAGGAGCUCCAUUUGCAGUCCACAGAGGGGGAGAUAUUUUUGAAUGCAGACACAAUCCGGCUGGGAAAUCUACCGACCGGCUCCUUUUCAUCUUCAUCUGGUUCCUCAAGUUCUCGACAGACAGUGUAUGAACUGUGUGUCUGCCCCAAUGGCAAACUUUACCUUUCUCCAGCAGGAGUAGGUUCCACUUGUCAGUCCAGUAGCAACAUCUGCUUGUGGAGCUGAAGUGACUGAUUUCUCCUCACACCAGAAUAGCCUUUUGUUCCUGUCCGUCUGCUUCACAGUUCUGCUCGGUUUCCCUUGUGAUCAGUUCAGAGCGUCUUCAAAUGGUCCACAGAGCAACUUCUUCCAGUGUAAGCAGGGAUUCAGCGCCACUUCUCUGGUGAUAUACUGUACCGCUCAACAUACAGAGUGCGAGUGACAGAGCAGUGGACAAAUCAUCUUCAGCAGGAAAACUGGAUCAUAACUUUUGCUCAAAAGGGAGAAUAACAUAGGUGCCUUUGCUACAUGAAGUGAAGCACACAGUUUUAGAUUUUUGCAGGACCUGGAUAUGAACUGCACAUAGAUACAUUACAUAGAUGAAUUUCCCGGUAUCCAAUGGCAAGAUGAAAUGGUUAACCCUGUAAGAAAACUAAUUCUACAGAUUGAAAGCACAAUUUUCCAUUCAUCUUUUUUGGAUGUAAACUUUUAUCCCCAAAAUUUUAAAAUUUUGAAGCAUUAUGUAAUGCUUGCUUUACUAAAUAUUCAAUUCAAUACCUGGUUUUUAACAAAACAAAACAAGACAGAAUCCCGCCCUGA
Molecule: messenger RNA, 2281 nt
Organism: Talpa occidentalis (Iberian mole)
Lineage: Eukaryota; Metazoa; Chordata; Mammalia; Eulipotyphla; Talpidae
Gene: SGCZ
Product: sarcoglycan zeta
Exons: 8
Coding region: 773-1708 (311 amino acids)
Biological process (GO): heart contraction; cardiac muscle tissue development
Cellular component (GO): sarcolemma; sarcoglycan complex
Source: RefSeq, a predicted model, not a curated record